CCCAAGACGCCUUGAUCGCAAUAGGGACAAUAUGAUAAGGCUAACGUGUCUUACAUGCCACCUUGUUGCAAGCAUCGCUGAAUGACGUCUCAAGACAGGGGUAGGGGAGGUAGGCAUAUUUCGACUUAGGCAGUGGACUCGCGUUUUUAGUAGGUAUGUGUGUAAGGAAAGAAGAAGCCAGUGGACGAAACAUCAGAUAACGACUGCAUGAAGUUAGCCUGCUAACAAGAGAGAGAGAGGGAAGGAGAGAGAGGGAGGGAGAGAAAGAGGGGAGAGUGCUGAAAACAAAUGCCGUCUUCCCCGAAGACAGAUGAUACUACCAUGUUCACCUGCGCAUAUUGUCAGAAUCCUAUAAAGGAAAAACUGGUUCUUGCUGUAAGCGGCCUCAAUUACCACAGACGAUGUCUCCGCUGCGUUGUAUGCCGGGAGUUUCUGACCGACAUAUGCUUUCGGCACAGCGGGGCACUGUAUUGCAAAAGUGACUUUAUUGGCCAGUUUGGCGCCAUUUGUGCCGGAUGUCAUCAAGUUAUCCUUCCAGACGAGAUGAGCCAGUGUAAGCAAGGUCUGGCUUUUCACGACAGCCCGGAAUGUUUCCCACCUUCUGACAUUACGUGAAUUACAGACUACCAAGAAAACAAGCAAACUGAUUUUUGUUUACAAACCUUGGGCAUCAAACAGGACUACAAACCACGACUGCCACGUGCCAGACAGACACGGGUCAACUGGGCCAAAGAGACACCAAUCCUCAAAGCCCAAC
Messenger RNA from Lingula anatina, 757 nucleotides. RefSeq names its product LIM/homeobox protein Lhx1. Gene Ontology annotation, molecular function: RNA polymerase II transcription regulatory region sequence-specific DNA binding; DNA-binding transcription factor activity, RNA polymerase II-specific. Lineage: Eukaryota; Metazoa; Brachiopoda; Lingulata; Lingulida; Lingulidae. Gene Ontology annotation, biological process: neuron differentiation; regulation of transcription by RNA polymerase II. Gene Ontology annotation, cellular component: nucleus. The record is from RefSeq and is a predicted model, not a curated record.